Molecule: messenger RNA, 785 nt
Organism: Caenorhabditis angaria
Lineage: Eukaryota; Metazoa; Nematoda; Chromadorea; Rhabditida; Rhabditidae
Source: the annotation of a GenBank genome assembly
AUGGGAGCCUGUAGCAGUCGUAAAAAGCAAUUGUCUUGCGAAAUGUCGGACGAAGAAGUUGCCGCAAUUCGUGAAGUCUGGAUUCGCGCCAAAACUGAUAAUGUUGGAAAAAAGAUUUUGCAAACUCUCAUUGAAAAACGUCCUAAAUUCGCAGAAUAUUUUGGUAUACAAAGUGAAAGUUUGGAUAUUCGCGCGUUGAAUCAAAGCAAAGAAUUUCAACUUCAGGUAAAUCCCAAGUCUCUUAGAAAAUUUGUGGAAAGUUAAUUUGAAACUAAAUAACAUUUUCAGGCGCACCGUAUUCAAAACUUCCUUGACACUGCUGUUGGUUCUCUUGGCUUCUGCCCAAUUUCAAGUGUUUAUGACAUGGCUCAUCGAAUUGGUCAAAUUCAUUUCUACCGAGGAGUUAAUUUUGGUGCCGAUAAUUGGCUUGUUUUCAAAAAAGUAACUGUUGACCAAGUCACCACUGGUACCACAGAUUCUUCUGCGAGAGAAAAAAAUGAUGACACAAAUUCAAAUGGCACAACUAAUGGAAAAAUUGAGAAUGAGCAAAAAGAUACUGUCAAUCCAGUAUGUUUUUUUUUGUACUUUCUUCAUCUUUUAUUUAAAAAAAAACAUUGUUUCAGAUUGCUGAUAUAAAUAAUGUAUACAGCGGUGAGAAUUGUUUGGCAAGAUUGGGCUGGAACAAAUUAAUGACUGUAAUUGUUCGAGAAAUGAAACGCGGAUUUUUGGAAGAAGCCAUGCGAAAUUGUAAAGAAGAAGACAACAACGAACUUUUGAAAGCAUAA